GAAUCGCAGCAGUUGCUGUAAUUCCCCGACUCAAUGGUCAACCGCACAUUCAGUAGGCUAUUCGGCGAAUCAUGCCUGCUGGCAUGAGAUGCAAAAUUUUAGCUGCCUUCUAGCAACUGCGGUGUAGUUUACUCAAUGCCAGCGCAUCGGAGCAACACUGCAAGCCUUUGGGAGUACUGUCUGACAGCGAAGCGAACGGAAACUCUGAAAACUCUGCGUUUCAGCUGGACGCAUGACGUCACUGCCCUGCGAUGCCAAGUCGCUUUGAGUGCUGUGCGUUUCUUUUCCCUGUCGCCAGACUGUCCCGCACAAAGGAGGGCACGCAUGUAGCCUAAUAUUUCGGAUAGUAGUUUUUAUAUUUUAGGGGGGAGCGUGGGGUUUCCUGGACGAUGUUACGCAGAGCGGUUCUGCAAAAGACUGGAAAGGAGGAUGAUAACGGGGAUUCAGGAGCGGAGACCGCCGGGUCUGACUGCAGUAAAAUGUCAUCACCACGCAGUGACCUGGGGGCGGGCCCUCUCAGUGACACGCUGGUGAUGACUGUGCAUCUAUUGGCCAAUCCGGGAGACUCUCUGCUGCUGCAGCACUCAUUGGAUGGGCUGCUGCAGUGGGUGUGGCCGGGCCUGCGGCUCUUCCAGGUGUCGGAGCGGCUGUGUCCCCUGAGAGACCCCGCCCCCCGGGGCCACCCCUCGCUGGCGGUGACGCUGUUCCUGCAGGAGGGGCGGGGCGAGGGGCGGGGCGAGGGGCGGGUGCUGCGAGCUCUGGACCUCCUGCAGCGCCCCCCCUGGCGAUACCACCACAGCGAGAGCCGGCCCCGGCCCUGCCCCCUGCCCGGCCCCGCCCUGUACGCGCUGGGGGCGGGGCUGCCCCUGUGGGGCGUGCGCUCGGUGCACUGCGGGGGCGAGGCCCUGCGCGUCACGCUCUACAGCGCCUUCCGUAACUACGGCGACGCCGUGCGGCUGUACGAGCUGGUGCUGCGCCGCCGGGCCCAGGAGCAGAAGGCCGGGUUCUGCUGGUUCACCCUCCAGGCCCAGCGGGGGCGCAGCCUGCAGCUGGCGCUCAAGCGCCUGGCCCCUGGAUUGGUCCCCCGGCCCUGUCAGUCAGCCUUGCUGCAGUUCCGCUCUGCCCCGAUUGGCCAGCUCGUCCCUCUGCUGCCACACCCCUGCACCCCCAUCAGCGCCUCCCGCUGGCAGAGCCAGGACCUCGACGGCAACAAGAUCCUCUUCCAGGUGAAAGGUGAGCCCUGCUCUGCCUUCCCUCUGUACCCCUCCCCCCCGGUCCCCGGUCCCCGCCGGCCCCAGACCCUGGAGGGGGGGGAGAGGGCCCCUGGGGGGUGGGAGAGCGCGGGGUCGGACAGCAGCUCCUGUUACUCCUCCCAGCGCAGCAGCCCCGCCCCUUCACCCUUCCCCCAUUCGCUGCCCGACCCUGACCCUGCCCACUCAGGCAUGCUGGGGGCGGAGUCUGAAACUGACGUGGACACGGGAUUCGCUGUGGAGAGGCCAGCUGUAGAGGGUGCCUCCUCCCUGGAGACAGUUGCUAAGGACCUGAGCAGAUGGCUGCCAGACACAGCCAGAGGCGCCAGGACUGUGACAUCAUCACCCUGCGCCAGGACUGUGACAUCAUCACCUCCCUGCUUAGGGGGGUCUCUGAGCCAGAAUAUGGGCGGGGCUCUGCAGUGGCAGGGGGGUGAUCAGCCCCCCCCACACGGACCCCAGUCCCCCGCCCUGCCGGACGAGUUCUUCAUCUGACCCCCCAAACACGCUAGCUAGCUAGCUACCGAUGUCUCUCUCUCUGCCUAGCUAGCUACCGAUGUCUCUAUCUCUCUCAAUUGCUAAAUAGCUUAGUCUUCAUAGCCUAUUGCCUGUCUUUAAGUUUUCAGCUGAUGGAACAAUUAUUCACAAAAUAGGAUCAAAUCGAUUGGGAAACUAGGAAGUGCAGAACUCUGAUUGGAUGUUCUUGGGUGACGCAGCCCAAAGGUUCAGCCACGGGCUCUUCUAUUGGUCAGCUUUCAUUGUUCAGUUGCUCAUGUUGCUGGCCGUCUCUCAGCCUCAACCAAAAUUAACGGACUGGCAACUGGUCGCCCAAAUCGCUCAAAGUGAUAACACAGCCUUACUGAUCACUCCUUACUGCUAAUAAUGUUCUCUGUGGUACUCAUUAUAAUGGUAUUAUUACUGAUCACAAGAAUAAUUAACAACAUUUUGAGUCGAUAUUUACACAGAGAGAGAGAGAGAGAGAGAGAGAGAGGGAUGAAACGGUUUUAUCAGAUGCUGCACAGUAUUGCGUGUGAUUGGUCAGCACAGUAUCAGACGCUGCACAGUAUUGCGUGUGAUUGGUCAGCACAGUAUCAGACGCUGCACACUAUUGCGUGUGAUUGGUCAGCACAGUAUCAGACGCUGCACAGUAUUGCGUGUGAUUGGUCGGCUCCCAGCACACAGAAUCAUUCAUAGGCAGCAGGACACCUCUGUGCUGGAGCUGAAGAGUCUCACUCGAGUUUCUUUAAAUAAUAUUUCAGUUUUGAGGUGUUUUGAACUGGCCCAGUUGUGUGAUGUAGGAUGCUGGCCUGGUCAUGUGAUGUAGGAUGCUGGCCUGGUCAUGUGAUCUCCUGUCCCUCACUGACCCCAGCGGCCCUUCUUUUCAUUAGUAUUGUGCUGCAUAAGAUUUGUAUAUAAAACUGAGUCGAUACCACUCGAAAUGUGCCAGUGACAGUUUACCCACAUAGCUGUGUUGGGUCAUAGCUGUGAUGGGUCAUAGCUGUGUUGGGUCAUAGCUGUGUUGGGUCAUAGUUGUGAUGGAUGGGUCAGAACCAGGAUGAGUUUCAUGGACGGUCUGCAGGAACCAGGAGGUGCUGCUGGGCCAGUGUGUACCGGGUCAUGAGGCUGAUUGUGAAACCUGCUGCACAACAUUACAUUACAUUACACAACAUUACAUUACACAACAUUACAUUACACUGCAUUACAUUACAUUACACUGCAUUACAUUACAUUACACAACAUUACACAACAUUACAUUACAUUGCAUUACAUUACAUUACACAACAUUACAUUACAUUACACUACACAACAUUACAUUACAUUACACUGCAUUACAUUACAUUACACUGCAUUACAUUACAUUACACAACAUUACACUAUAUUACAUUACACAACAUGACAUUACACAACAUUACACUAUAUUACAUGACACAACAUGACAUUACACAACAUUACACAACAUUACAUUGCAUUACAUUACAUUACAUUACAUUACACAACAUUACAUUACACUGCAUUACAUUACAUUACACAACAUUACAUUACACAACAUUACACUACAUUACAUUACAUUACAUUAUAUUACUGAGGCUCUUAUCCAGAGUGAUGUACAAUUUUUUUUUUAAGUGCAAAUCAUAACUAGGGACAAGUGCACUGAAAACCCUCCAGGGAAAAUCACAAAGAUAAAAGCUUGAACCCCAGAUAAACUGACCGAGUAGCAAUACCUGGUCAUACAUAACCUGGUCAUACAUAACCUGGUCACACAUAACCUGGUCAUACAUGGGCCCAGUAGAUGUGUUAGCACUGUGUGUGGAUAUUACCAUUGGAAUACUGAUGCCCAGAAUAGGAAUCAUUUAAUGCAUUUUAGAUUCAUAGUUGUAAUUGAUAUAGAGGUGUUUAUAACUGGCAGGAUCUCAUUGUUAUCUGCCUAGUAAAUUAUUUUGAUGACCA
This is a messenger RNA of Conger conger (European conger), 3698 nucleotides long. Its product is annotated as protein FAM124B. The record is from RefSeq and is a predicted model, not a curated record. The transcript is spliced from 4 exons. Lineage: Eukaryota; Metazoa; Chordata; Actinopteri; Anguilliformes; Congridae. Gene Ontology annotation, cellular component: nucleoplasm. The coding region runs from base 390 to 1745 and encodes 451 amino acids.